Molecule: messenger RNA, 6602 nt
Organism: Thamnophis sirtalis
Lineage: Eukaryota; Metazoa; Chordata; Lepidosauria; Squamata; Natricidae
Source: RefSeq, a predicted model, not a curated record
CUUCUGUGUCCUAUGCUCCCCAGCCACUCUCUCCCUGCAGAGGGAAGCGGGGAUCCCAGUAAGGCGGCGGGGAUCUGGGGGUCCGCCUUGCCGAGGCCCAGCAGGAGAGAAGCCGGGCGAACCAGACUCCCCGAGGGCCCGAUCUUGUCUCCGGAGGGGGAGAGAAGCGGGGCGGCCUCUCCAGCUGCCUCCUUCCCGGCCCUGCGCUGGGAUGAGCCGCUUGGUGCUCCGGGCAAGUUGGGUGAAGUUUGUUCAUUGGCUGAAUUCCACUUUCUAAUUCUUGGAGUUUGUUUUUUUUUUUUCUUUCCAUCUCAGAUACAGAAACUCGAAGCCAUUUGAAACCUUUACAAGCCAAUUUUUUUCUCAUGGCCAAAAGAAAAAAGAGCAGUAUAACUUGCAGGGAUCCGUCCUGGGGCCCCAGAAAUGGUCCCGUGAAGGAAAAGGAAUCUGGAGACCCACCAGAGUCCUUGGACCCAUCUGGAGUUGCUCUGCAGGACAGAGAAAGGAUGGAGACACAACCUUUUGCCAAGGAGGGAAGCAGAAAAGGCCCUUCAGCUGCUCAGCCUGGGAACAGGGGGAAGCUCUGGACAAGGACUGGGCAGAAGAUCCUGGAGGAGGAAACCAUCCUCCCUUCAGAAGUUCAGCCCUGGAACUCCAUACAAUACCAGGAGGCUGAGGGUCCUCGCGGACUUUGCAGCCGACUCCAUGACAUUUGCAGACGAUGGCUGAGACCAGAGAAACACACCAAAGCCCAGAUGCUGGACCUGGUGGUUCUGGAGCAGCUCCUGUUCCUUCUGCCCCCAGAGAUGGAGGGCUGGGUGCGGGAGUGUGGAGCAGAGACCAGCUCCCAGGUGGUGGCUCUAGCGGAAGGCUUCCUCCUGAGCCAGGCAGAGGAGGAGAAAGAGCUGAUCCAGUUUCCGUGCUGCACUGUGGAGAUCAAAGAUCCUGAGGGAAGGAAGAGCCCAUCAAAUCCCCCCCAGGAGCGAUUUUUCAUGAGUACCCCUUCGGAAGAUCAAAGUCAGGACACCUCAGGAGAGAAACAAAGAAUGACGCUUUCUGGUUUUUAUGACAGAGCUCAAACAGCGGUUGAACCUCCAAAUCAAGAGAGUCUUGUAUCCUUCGAAGAAGUGGCUGUGUAUUUCUCUGAGGGGGAGUGGUCUCAGCUGGAUCCUGACAAGAAAGUGCUGCAUUUGGAAGUCAUGCUUGAAAACCAUAGGAACGUGGUCUCUCUGGGUAAUAAUGGGCAGGAGAAUCAAGAUUCUUGUGAACUGUUCCAAGUGAUCAGUGCUAAAGAUAGAAUGGGGGAGUUUGAAAUUCAAAAGAAAUUUGAACGCCAUGAGAGAAACCAGUCAAAGAAUUGGAAUCAGGAAAGCUCAUGUUCCACUGAUGCGCCGAUGCAAGAUUUUCUUGCCCAACAAGAGAAAAUAAGGAAAAAAUAUACUGGGAAAAGUAUGAAGCUAAUCAAAGUUAAAGUACAUGAUCUCUAUUUCCAAAACAAAGGAGAGGAUGCUAUAAGAAGACACAAUAGACAAAAUUACAAUGGGCCAUUCAUCCAUUCUUUUGGAAAUAAGUUCCUUACAUCUCAAAAAAUGAUUGACACAAAAGAGAAGUUUUAUAAAUGUUUGGAAUGUGAAAAAUGUUUUAGAACAAGCAGUCAACUUAGUAUCCAUAAAAGGAUCCACACAGGGGAGAAACCAUAUAAAUGCAUAGAGUGUGGAAAGACCUUUGCUCAAAGAAAUCAUCUUAUUUCCCAUAAGUUGAUCCACACAGGGGAGAAGCCGUAUAAAUGCAUGGAGUGUGGAAAUACGUUUACUCAGGUCAGUGGGCUUAGAAGACACAAAAAGCUCCACACAGGAGAGAAACCGUUUAAAUGCAUUGAGUGUGGAAAGACGUUUACUCAGAGCAGUGGACUUAGAAGCCACAAAAAGCUCCACACAGGAGAGAAACCGUUUAAAUGCAUUGAGUGUGGAAAGACGUUUACUCAGAGCAGUGGACUUAGAAGCCAAAAAANCUACAAAUGCAUGGAGUGUGGAAAGACCUUUGCUCAUAACAAUACACUUACUAUCCAUAAAAGGAUCCACACAGGGGAGAAACCAUAUAAAUGCAUGGAGUGUGGAAAGACCUUUGCUCAUAACAAUACACUUACUAUCCAUAAAAGGAUCCACACAGGGGAGAAACCAUAUAAAUGCAUAGAGUGUGGAAAGACCUUUGCUCAUAGCAGUACACUUACUUCCCAUAAGAUGAUCCACACAGGGGAGAAACCCUAUAAAUGCAUGGAGUGUGGAAAAAUCUUUGCUCAAAGAGGUCAUCUUAUUUUCCAUAAGAUGAUCCACACAGGGGAGAAGCCGUAUAAAUGCAUGGAGUGUGGAAAGACGUUUCCUCAUGGCAGUGGACUUAGAAGCCACAAAAAGCUCCACACAGGAGAGAAACCAUAUAAAUGCAUGCAAUGUGGAAAGACCUUUGCUCUGAGCAGUAGACUUAAUAUCCACCAAAGGAUCCACACGGGGGAAAAGCCAUUUAAAUGUAUGGAGUGUGGAAAAACCUUUGCUCAAAGAGGUAAUCUUAUUUCCCAUGAGAUGAUCCACACAGGGAAAAAGCCCUAUAAAUGCAUAGAGUGUGGAAAGGCAUUUACUCAUGGCAAUGGACUUAGAAGCCACAAAAAGAUCCACUCAGAAGAGAAACCCUAUAAAUGCAUGGAAUGUGGAAAGACCUUUGCUCGAAGGAGUAAUCUUAUUUCUCAUGAGAUGAUCCACACAGGGGAGAAGCCCUAUAAAUGCAUGGAGUGUGGAAAGACGUUUACUCAUGGCAAUGGACUUAGAAGCCACAAAAAGAUCCAUUCAGGAGAGAAACCAUAUAAAUGCAUGGAGUGUGGAAAGACCUUUGCUUAUAAUAGUGGGUUUAGAAUUCACAAAAAGCUCCACACAGAAGAGAAACCAUUUAAAUGUAUGGAAUGUGGAAAGACCUUUGCUCAAAGUGGUACUCUUAUUUCUCAUAAGAUGAUCCACACAGGGGAGAAGCCCUAUAAAUGCAUGGAGUGUGGAAAGAUGUUUACUCAUGGCAGUGGACUAAGAAGACACCAAAAGCUCCACACAGGAGAGAAACCAUAUAAAUGCAUGGAAUGUGGAAAGACCUUUGCUCAAAGAAGUAAUCUUAUUUCCCAUGAGAUGAUCCACACAGGGGAGAAGCCAUAUAAAUGUAUGGAAUGUGGAAAGAUCUUUGCUCAAAAACGGCUAACUAUCCACAAAAAGCUCCACACAGGAGAGAAACCAUAUAAAUGCAUGGAAUGUGGAAAGACCUUUGCUCUGAGCAGUAGACUUACUAGCCACAAAAAGAUCCACACUGGGGAAAAGCCACAUAAAUGCAUGGAGUGUGGAAAGAGCUUUGCUAAAAGAGGAAAUCUUAUUUCCCAUGAGAUGAUCCACACAGGAGAGAAACCACAUAAAUGCAUUGAGUGUGGAAAGACCUUUGCUCAACGAAGUUACCUUGCUUCCCAUAAAAAGAUCCAUGCAAGAGACAUGCCGUAUAAAUGCAUGGAGUGUGGAAAGACCUUUCCUCUGAGCAAUAGACUUACUAUCCACCAAAAGAUCCACACAGGGGAAAAGCCAUUUAAAUGCAUGGAAUGUGGAAAGACCUUUGCUCGAAGAGAUCAUCUUAUUUCCCAUAAGAUGGUCCACACAGGGGAGAAACCGUAUAAAUGCAUGCAGUGUGGGAAAACCUUUACUCAUAGCAGAGGGCUUAUUAUCCACAAAAAGCUCCAUACAGGAGAGAAACCAUAUAAAUGCAUGGAGUGUGGAAAGACUUUUGUCCUGAGCCAUAGACUUGCUAUUCACAAAAAGACCCACACAGGAGAAAAGCCGUAUAAAUGCAUGGAGUGUGGAAAGACCUUUGCUCUGAACGUUAGACUUACUAUCCACAAAAAGAUCCACACAGGGGAGAAGCCAUAUAAAUGCAUGGAAUGUGGAAAGACCUUUGCUCAAAGAGGUCAUCUUACUUCCCAUAAGAUGACGCACACAGGGGAGAAGCCGUAUGAAUGUAUGCAGUGUGGAAAGAAAUUUGCUCAACGCAGUUAUCUUGCUUCCCAUAAAAGAACCCACACAGUGGAGAAACCAUAUAAAUGCAUGGAAUGUGGAAAGACCUUUGCGCAACGCAGUUAUCUUGUUUCCCAUAAAAGAAUCCACACAGUGGAGAAGCCAUAUAAGUGCAUGGAAUGUGGAAAGAGCUUUGCUUGGAAUCAUAGUCUGUCUUCUCAUAAAAGGAUCCACACAGAAGAGAAACCUUAUAAAUGUUUAGAAUGCGGAAAGAGCUUCAGAAGAAGCAGUCAAGUUACUUCCCAUAAAUGGAUUCACACAGGAAAGAAGCCAUAUACAUGCACUGAGUGUGGAAAAACCUUUACUCAGAAGGGCAAUCUUAAUUCGCAUAAGAGGAUCCAUACAGGGGAGAAACCGUAUAAAUGCAUGGACUGUGGAAAGGGCUUCUGUGAAAAUGCAUCACUUAUAAAACAUAAAAGAAUCCACACAGGGGAGAGGCCGUAUAUAUGCAAAGAGUGUGGAAAGACCUUUACUCACAGCAAUCAGCUUACUUGCCAUAAAAGGAUCCACACAGGGGAGAGGCCAUAUAAAUGUGAGCAGUGUGGAAAGGGCUUUACUAACAGCAGUCAUCUCACUUCCCAUAAAAGGAUUCACACAGGAGAGAGGCCGUAUAAAUGCCAAGAAUGUGGAAAGACAUUUUGCGAAAACGGUCCUCUUACUGUACAUAAAAGGAUCCACACAGGGGAGAAACCAUAUAAAUGCACGGAAUGUGGAAAGAGUUUUGGUGAAAAUUCAUCCCUUAUGAAACAUAAAAGGAUCCAUACAGGGGAGAAGCCAUAUAAAUGUAGAGAGUGUGGAAAGACCUUUACUCAUAGCAGUCAACUUAGUUCCCAUAACUGGAUCCACACAGGGGAAAAGCCGUAUAAAUGUGUAGAAUGUGGGAAGGGCUUUACUAAUAGCAGUCAUCUUAAUUCACAUAAAAGAAUCCACACGGGGGAAAAGCCAUACAAAUGUUUGGAGUGUGGAAAGAGCUUCACUCAUAAUGGUUCUCUUACAUCUCAUAAAAGAAUUCAUACAGAAGAGAAACCAUAUAAAACUGAGGAACUUGGAAAGAGCUUCAGGAAUAAUGGCCUGAUUUUGCCAUAAACAGAUAAAUUUGGUGGACAAUACAUGGAAAUCACAAACCAUUAGUUAAAACUAUGUCUUUCUUUUUUGUAUAUACUGACUUAGGAAAGGAGUCAGACCUUAUAUGUCAUCUCUAGAGAGAUGAAAUUACCAAUGAAAACAAAAACAACAGGCACUUGCUUAGAAACAGCCUAUUUUUGAAGAUACUCUAAUUUGAAGAUGGCCAAUGCUACUAUAUCAUAAUAAUGAACAUCUUUUUCUAAAGUGUAUUUUCAUCAGUUUUUAAUUGAUCUUGAUUCUGUGAGGGAUGUGAACAGGAAGAUAUUUAACAGUUGCUGCUUCCCCAGGCAGGAGAAGGUGUAUCUCUUCAAGACAAACUUGUUCAUCUUUCCAUUAUAGCACAGAUGGGUAGAAAUUCACUCUAUCCACAGUCACUUGCCUAGUCUUACAAUUGUUUUCCUCUCCCUUUCUUGUUUCUUAAUAUACUCAUUUUAUCAGAUGGCUCUAAAUUCUUUUUCCACUGAAAAAAAAUAGAAAUAGCACAGCAGAUAUUCUGAGGUCUGAAGGAGUCCUAUAAUCAAAAGGGAACAUAAGUUCCACCAAUGUAUACAUAGAGAUUCGAUUGUUCAAUUGAUUGUGAUAUUGAAUUAAAAAUGAUAAGUAAGAGGACUUUUGCUUUAAAUUGCUUGUAGAUUUUCCUUCCUUCCUUCCUCUGUCCCAAAGUGAGGAUGUUCAGAAUGAGAAUGAAAAUAACUCCAUUGUGCUGAUAUUGCAAAUUAUCAACUAAAAGGACCUUUGGAAAUCAAUAAGGGCCAAAAUAAAAUAAUGUGAAAUUAAGAAAAACAAUUCAGGAAACUAUUUAAAUCCCUUCUGAUUAAGCAGACCACAAUCAGAAGGGAAACAGUCUCUGGGAUGUGAAGAGACCCAAGUCAAGCAGUAUCACUGAAGCAGAAGCAUCAAAACUUUUUUUUGUCAAAGGCCUUUGAUUAUGUGACAAUUGUCACAUACGUAUCACCAUAGAAUAUAUGAAAAGAGCUUCAGGAUGAAGACGACCUCCCUCAAAAGGAUCCAGAAUGAUGAGACCCUCCAAACAUAUGCAAAAAACCCCUUCCUUCAAGCAUUGGGGCCUUGUUUUGUCUUUUUAUGUUAUGCAACUUCUGAAGGCAAGCCACUCCACUGGUUAGGUGUUCUUACUGUUGGGAAAUUCCUUAGCUCUAAGUUGCUUCUCUCCUUGAUUAGUUUCCAUCCAUUGUUUCUUGUUUGGCCUUGGAAAAUAGGUUGAUUCCGGAGGUGGUAUGCUGCCAGUUGGCACCAGUUCCGGUGAACCGGCAGUGGCGGCAUGAGGCUUCGCUCACCCACCCACCCAGAUGUCAUCAAGGACCUUAUGCUUGUGUACGUGUGCUCCCACUACCGAACUGGUAGUGAAGAAAAUAGAAUACCAUUACUGGU